Molecule: messenger RNA, 1424 nt
Organism: Pelagomonas calceolata
Lineage: Eukaryota; Pelagophyceae; Pelagomonadales; Pelagomonadaceae
Source: the annotation of a GenBank genome assembly
GGAGUGUAUUUUAAGGUGGCUCUCCCCGGAGUCACGGUCUCCCGCCGUGGACGGUCUAAGAGCUGGUCUAAGCCACUCAGGCUGUCACGGUAUUCCCAAAGGUGCGUACCCCUCUGGUCUUACACUCGCACGGAGUGCAUUAUCGACAUUCGACAGCACUUCGACCUCCUACCAUCCUGGCUUACGAGAAAAGGCCGAAUAGACGAGAUAAUCCCGCACGAUGCGAGGAUGGCCGCCCGCUUGAGCCGUAUCACUCGGGCUGCCCGAGCGCCCUGAAAUGCGGGAUACUCUGCUUUUCAGCAAAAAAAAAACGCAAGUAGCGCCAAGAUCCAGCUGCUACAGGCAAAUCCCCACCUUCGUACGCACGAAAUCUCGCCGGGCGUGCGCAAAGCUGUCCUCCGCGCAGCUGCUACCCUGUACGAUCGGGCGAAGCUACGGUCAUCUGGGCGUAUCUUAGUGUCCGUCUUAGCGUCGCGAGACCGAUUCGAGGUUCUCGGUGUACGCGGCACAUAAAUAAAUCGACGACUUUUGGGACUGAGGACAAAUACAACCCCUUCAGAAGCCGCAAUCUGAGCUGCGCUACGAUACCAAACCCUGCGGAGCCUCACGGCAACCGAAAUCGGGCGGGGACCGUGAAUGUGGCCAAGGUGGUAGGGGGAGGGGGUCGUUGUGGGUCGUUGUAGGUCGUUGUAGCCCUUCCCGCCCCUAUUUCGGCCCUAUUUCGGCUGGUGGCGCCUCACAGCGUUCAAGUUGGAUAUCGCGUGAAUUUGUUCAUUGCGGCAGGGUAAAAUGCAGUCUGUAGGUACCACGGUACGGUACGGUACGGUACGGGUAUCUCUACGGUACCUACGGUACGUACCGUAGGUAGGUGAAGGUAUAGGCUUUGCUAUCUCUCUGCUCGCAUAGGGCGCCAAUUGGCUUACAUGGUGGUAUCUGAUGCAUUUAUAACGAUAGUUAAAGAGGACUCCCCUCGAAUGACAGAAGAGGCAAAUGGCACAGAGGGCCAUGCUGGCGCGAAUUCACAUCUGAACAUGAUCGAGAUGGCGGCCCCUGUGGAGAUCCGCAUAUCAUCAAUAUCACUGGUUGCAGAUCUAAAGGACCAAUUGAAUAACCGGCUAGGUAGGAUCGCUGGUUUUGAGAAGGAAGAUGUAGCUGAGCUCCCACGAAUGGCCUUGAUGACGGGUCGAAAAAUUUGGUCCGACGUCGAAGUCUUGAAAACUGUGUUGAUUGAAAAUGGCUGCCUUUCUGACAUUAAAUAUGGGAACAUUAAGUUGAAAGUUCAGCAUUGUGACCUACGAGACCCACCUAGACAAAGCAAGGCAGAGCAAGAAGAAACACAACGAAUUGAGAUUGAUAAGGACGCGAAAGCCCGUGAGCGAGGCAGGUCUCGGCGAGUUCGUCCAGGGAGGAGGAGGCAAAGCUAG